AUGUCGAACAGCUUAGAAGAUCAGGCCGCGUUUGCACUAUUCUUCAGCAAUUCCUGUUCAUACGCUGCCAAUGCAUUCUUGGCUUUUGACUACAUCCUCACGUUCGACGACGAGGUGAUGCUCUUCUGGAGGGGACACCAACGGUCCGGCGCAACCGCCUUGUUUCUCCUUAACCGGUACAUCACUCUCGCAUCGCAGAUCGUCAACACGGUCCCCAUCCCUUCGUCUGUCAAGACCGCCAAGCUAUCUCUUCGUAGCCUCGGCAAGAAAACGUUCGCCGGUAUCCUUCUCCUGGAUGGAACAAUUUACUUUUUAGCUCUGCUUAUCUUGAGCGUCCUCCAAAUGACGUUCACUUUGACUGGGGUUGCGGAGAACGGUACAAAUAGUAUAACGAGUGCCAUCGUUUUGUUCGAGGAACCCUUGACCGCAAUCCUUACGUCGAGGUUCCUGAUCGACUUGCAGAAGGCCCAGCGCAAGCUGGCGGGCUCUUCUCAGUCCAUCUCUCUCGGGGAAGUCGCAUUCCGACCACAGACAUCGACAAACAUGAGCCGCUUCGUUGGGUCCUUGGGAGCCCAGCUCUCAUUCCACGAAGACGAUGAACAGAAUGAGGGCGGAGAUGAGCCGUAG
Messenger RNA from Dichomitus squalens LYAD-421 SS1, 627 nucleotides. RefSeq lists its product as uncharacterized. The record is from RefSeq and is a predicted model, not a curated record. The coding region runs from base 1 to 627 and encodes 208 amino acids. Lineage: Eukaryota; Fungi; Basidiomycota; Agaricomycetes; Polyporales; Polyporaceae. The transcript has 8 exons.